CGACGUUUAGUGAUUCGAAGCUGUCAUAUUAAAGUUAGUCAUUUUUAACAUUCAGUUAACUCCAAGUGAUCCCAUAAAAUAACAAUACACACAUCACGAUGACAUUAGAAUUAAGUGGUGAACUUAAGGAGCGUUUGGUCUUCCUUACCAAGCAAUCUACUCAAGUUCUGCAAGAUUUUUGUAAGCUGAUGCUCGAUUAUCUACAAAAAGGACCAAAUAUGAAGCUGUACAGUGCCGCUGCACAAAAAUUACAAGUGGAGCCACAAAUCAUAAGGAACUCUGUGGAAGCUCUUGUAAACUUUAUAGUAGAAUGUUCCAAGGCCAAGCUUGAAAAAGACGAUUUCAAAGAAACUGUUCUCGACGUAGGCUUUUCAGAAGAGCAAGAGAUCUUAUUGUACAAGGUUUAUUCCGUAAAAAAACAAGAAUUGACUGAUGUUCUUUCUAACUUUGAUAUGAAAUUACCGCAAUAUCAUAAUUUAGAAUGGAGAUUUGAAACUCAGAUUGCAUCAAGAUCAAUGCAGCAACAAGUUGUACCGUUAGUAACUUUAGAUUUGUCGUUGAAAAAUACUUCAAACUCUGACAAAAUUGAACAUGUUCUACUACAAACAGAUCCAAAUAAUCUGAUGCAUCUCGUUCAAGAAUUAGAAACUGCUAUACGUGAAGGAAAUGGAAGGCAUAUUAGAAACAUGGCCAGAAUCAUAAAUUGA
This is a messenger RNA of Copidosoma floridanum, 707 nucleotides long. Its product is annotated as COMM domain-containing protein 2. NCBI's taxonomy places the organism in Eukaryota, Metazoa, Arthropoda, Insecta, Hymenoptera, Encyrtidae. The record is from RefSeq and is a predicted model, not a curated record.